Molecule: messenger RNA, 1832 nt
Organism: Anarrhichthys ocellatus (wolf-eel)
Lineage: Eukaryota; Metazoa; Chordata; Actinopteri; Perciformes; Anarhichadidae
Gene: lrch3
Product: leucine-rich repeats and calponin homology (CH) domain containing 3
Exons: 16
Cellular component (GO): cytoplasm
Molecular function (GO): protein binding
Source: RefSeq, a predicted model, not a curated record
UGUGUGUCUCCAGACUUGUCCCGUAACCGUCUCUCUGAACUUCCUCUGGACGUCUGUGUCUUGGUGUCUCUGGAGAGUCUGAACCUUUAUCAGAACUGUCUGAGGUCUCUACCUGAGAGUCUACUCAACCUGCAGGCCCUCACCUACCUGAACCUCAGUCGUAACCAGCUGUCUGUCCUCCCUGUGGUGGUCUGUACUCUUCCUCUGAAGGUUCUGAUCGCCUGUAACAAUAAACUGGUUUCUCUUCCUGAAGAAGUGGGUCAGCUGAGACACCUCACGGAGCUGGACGUGAGCUGUAAUGAGAUCCAGACUCUACCGUGUCAGUUGGGUCAGCUGGAGGCUCUACGAGACCUGAACAUCAGGAGGAACCACCUGGUGCAGUUGCCUCCAGAGCUGGCAGACCUCCCUCUCGUCCGUCUGGACUUCUCCUGUAACAAAGUGACCUCCAUCCCCGUUUGUUACCGACGGCUCUCUCAGCUACAGACCAUCGUCCUCGACAACAACCCUCUGCAGACCCCACCUGCACAGAUCUGUAUUAAAGGGAAGGUCCACAUAUUUAAGUAUCUGAACCUGGAGGCCAGUAAGACGACCCCUGACCUCCCAGACUACGACAGACGACCUCUGACCUUCAGCUCCUGUGUUGAUGAGCUGUACCCCGGACGUCCAUACGGAGCGCUGGACUCUGGCUUCAACAGCGUCGACAGCGGAGACAAGAGAUGGUCGGGGAACGAGCCUACAGAGGAGCUUUCAGAGCUGCCGCUCAGAGUGGCCGAGAUCAGCAGAGACCAUAGACACCGAGGAGGAGGAGGAGGAGGAGGAGGAGCUCUGCUAGCUAACGGCACACAUAUGGAGUUGGAGCAGAUCGACUUCAUAGACAGCUGUGUGGUGGAGGAAGAGGGGGAGGAGGGAAGGAGUCGAGUAGGACGAGGAGUAGGAAGCAGGGACAGCAUCAGCCUGAGCUCUCAGUUCAUGGCCUACAUCGAGAGACGCAUCACCAGAGAGGGUUCUCCGGUGAAAACCAACUCGAGGACAGAAGACACGAGGAAACACAACAGGAGUGUGGUUGAUAGUGUCACGGCGCCUUCUAGUGCCCAGAGCCAGAGAGGAGGUGGUGUUGUAGCUACAGGGGGGGUGGAGAAGAUGAGGAGGGAGGCUCAGCUCGCUGCUUUGAGGUACGACGAGGAGAGACACAAGAACCGAUCUCUGCAAAGAGACUCCGUCACCAUCAACACUAAGCAUAAAACAGCUCAAAGUCCAACAAAGUCCAGUCCAGACAGUGAGAAUGUCUACCCCUCCAGACGCUCCACCCACACAGAUGACUCCGCCCUCUUCAUGUCUUUGACUGGAUUGUCUGUAGACAGCUGUCAUUCUCACGCUUCUGAUAGCUCCACCUCCUGUCUGCUGCAGGGGGAGGACAGAGCUGCUCUGUCUCCAACAGCCAAUCAGUCGCCUUCGUACCCCAGCUUAGGGGGCGUGGCCUCCUGUCGGACAGCCGGUCUGAGACCAGAGAGCUUCCUGUUUCGUCUCGGCCAGAAAGAAGAGAAGAGGAGAGGUGAGGUGUUCAGGUGCAGCCAGUGAGAGGAGGCGAAUGAUCGAGGGAUUGUCUCCACACGGUUCUCAAUAUGGCCGAGCCGGCAGCUAACUGUUUACCUGACGGGGAACCGGAGGGUCAGGACCUCACUAAUUAAGACCUGUAGUGUGUCUGGUAGCAGAAGUGGGACAAAGGGACACAAGGUAGUACAAGUAUGACAAAGGAACAAACGCAUAAUACAAGUAGGACAAAGGAACAAACACAGUACCAGUAGGACAAAGGUACAAACACAUAGUACAAG